AUGGUCAAGAUCAUCUGGAACUGGGAGGAACAGAUUGUAGUGGAUUUCUUGCUAGAAACAUGUUCAACAUCAAAUAUAGAAAUAGAGAAUGGUUUUUUUCCUGAACCUGUUGUUGUGUAUGACAUAAAUAAACAAACACAAUAUACGUGUAAAUCAGGAUAUGUAACAACAGAUGGUGAAAUAUCAGGAUCAGUUACAUGUCUGCAAAGUGGGUGGUCAGCUCAACCGAAAUGUAUUAAAUCUUGUGAAACUCCACUAUUUAAGAAUGCCAGAACCAAAAGUAACAGGACAUGGUUUAAGGUCAAUGACACACUGGACUAUGAAUGCCAUGAUGGAUAUGAAAACAGACACAAUGACAUUAAAGGUUCCAUAGUAUGUGGUUACAAUGGUUGGUCUGAUACACCCGCAUGUGAUGAUCCUACAGAAAAGUGUGGGCCUCCAAAAGCUAUUAGCAAUGGAGACAUCACCUCCUUCCUAUUAACAAUGUAUCCUCCAGGAUCAAGAGUUGAGUACCAAUGCCAGUCCUACUACACACUUCAGGGUUCUAAAUAUGCAACUUGUAGUAAUGGCGAGUGGUCAAAGCCACCAAGAUGCAUAGAUCCAUGUAUUAUAACUGAAGAAAACAUGAAUGAAAACAACAUACAGUUAAAAGGGAAAAAUGACAAAAAAUACUAUGCAAAAGCAGGGGAGACUAUUGAAUUCAUGUGUAAAUUGGGAUAUAGUGGAAAUACAGGAAUGCUAUCAUUUCAAGCAGUGUGUCAGGAAGGGAUAGUGCAAUACCCAAGGUGUAAAUGAACAAGCGUGUUAACCUAAAUGUGCGGCCAGCUUCCAUUUCUCACUUAUUGCCUCAAACUGCACAGUGAUAACUUCUGAUGUUUUAAAUAUUUUCUACUUUAUUUCCAAAAAGAUAAAUAAAGGCAAUAUAAUAGUUUCUAUUUUCAACUUACUAUCUUCUCUAAAAUAUGUUAAAACAACUUAAAUCAUUCCUUAUACUUGUACCAAAAUAGCAAUAACUAACAGUCUUGGAUAUUGGACUAAUUAUUAAUAGAUUAAUAAAAACAGCAACAGUGAUAACUA
This is a messenger RNA of Galeopterus variegatus (Sunda flying lemur), 1077 nucleotides long. Its product is annotated as complement factor H-related protein 4-like. NCBI's taxonomy places the organism in Eukaryota, Metazoa, Chordata, Mammalia, Dermoptera, Cynocephalidae. The transcript has 5 exons. The record is from RefSeq and is a predicted model, not a curated record. The coding region runs from base 1 to 795 and encodes 264 amino acids.